CAUCGUAUAUUUAACCAUUUCUUUAUUUUGUAACAGUGUGCUCUCGAUAAUACUGUUGCUUGUCUUCCUCAUCAAUUAUCAUGGAGCUUCUAUUUUCCUCUUUCACCCCGAUAUGUUUUUUCAUCCUUUUCUUGUUCAUGGCUGUCAAAACAAUAAAGAAACCAAAAGCCUGGAAUUCAAGCUCAAAGAUGCCUCCAGGGCCCUGGAAAUUACCUCUAAUCGGAAACUUACACCAGCUGGGUGGCUCACCACCGCAUCGCCGCCUCAGAGACCUGUCCAUGAAGCAUGGACCGCUGAUGCACCUCCAGCUAGGUGAAGUUUCCACCAUUGUUGUUUCUUCUCCGGAGAUCGCCCAACAAGUUAUGAAGACCCAUGACAUCAACUUUGCAGACAGACCCUUUCUGGUUUCCAUCAAACUCUUAACUUAUGGCUACACUGAUAUUGCUCUUUCACCCUAUGGAAAUUACUGGAGACAGCUGCGAAAAAUAGCAACCUUGGAGCUGUUAAGUGCGAAGCGGGUCCAAUCAUUUCGCUCAAUCAGGGAAGAGGAGGUCUCAAAUCUCAUCAGAGCCGUACAUUCUGGUGAAGGAUCAGUGAUCAAUCUCAGUGAUAAGAUUUUCAGAUUGACAUACAGCAUAAUUGGCAGGACAGCUUUUGGAAACAAAUGCAAGGACGAAGAGGGUUUCAAAUCAUACAUAGUGGAAGCCGUUGAGGCAGCUGCAGGUUUCUCCAUGGCUGAUUUGUUCCCUUCGGUUAAAGCACUUGAGGUGAUGAGUGGAAUGAGAAUGAAGCUUGAAAAGCUGCAUCGGAAGAUUGAUAGAAUACUUGAAGAAAUUCUGAAUGAGCAUAAAGAGACAACAAAAAGUGACCAAGGAGAAGAAAAGGAAGAUUUGGUUGAUGUUCUUCUGAGAAUCCAGCGUGAUGGUGAACUUGCCUUGAGUGACAGCAAUAUCAAAGCAGUUAUAUUGGAUAUAUUUAGUGCUGGCAGUGAAACAUCAACCACAGCAGUAGAAUGGGCAAUGGCAGAAAUGCUAAGAAACCCAAGAAUACUGAAAGAGGCACAAGCUGAGGUAAGACGAGUUUUUGACAGAAAAGGAAACGUCGAUGAAGCUGGAAUCCAUCAACUCAACUACUUGAAAUUAGUAAUAAAAGAAACCCUGAGGCUGCACCCUUCUGCACCUCUUCUCCUUCCAAGAGAAACCAGAGAGAGCUGUAAGAUUAACGGAUACGAGAUACCAUUGAAAACCAGAGUCCUUGUUAAUGCAUGGGCAAUUGGAAGAGAUCCCAGAUACUGGAGUGACCCUGAAACGUUUUAUCCUGACAGAUUUCUGAACAAGUCGAUUGAUUUCAGAGGGUCGGAUUUUGAAUACAUCCCAUUUGGUGCUGGAAGGAGAAUAUGCCCAGGCAUAACGUUUGCACUGCCAAAUAUUGAGUUGCCACUGGCGCAACUGCUGUAUCAUUUUGAUUGGAAGCUCCCAAAUGAGAUGAAGCCUGAAGAUAUGGACAUGACUGAGGCCUUCGGUGUGACGGUAGCCAUGAAAAAAGACUUGAUGUUGAUUCCAAUUCCUUAUCGUUGUUCCUGAUAAUAAUUUUGCAUAUAUAAGAACAUGAAAAAUGGCAGAAGUCACCUAAGGAGACCGCUAUAUUUACAUAUGGUGUUUCUGGAUUUCUAACCAAGUCAUGUUCCUACAUUUCAA
Messenger RNA from Mangifera indica (mango), 1697 nucleotides. RefSeq names its product cytochrome P450 71D10-like. The coding region runs from base 81 to 1583 and encodes 500 amino acids. The record is from RefSeq and is a predicted model, not a curated record. Gene Ontology annotation, molecular function: oxidoreductase activity, acting on paired donors, with incorporation or reduction of molecular oxygen; iron ion binding; monooxygenase activity. Lineage: Eukaryota; Viridiplantae; Streptophyta; Magnoliopsida; Sapindales; Anacardiaceae. The transcript is spliced from 2 exons.